AUGGCAUCACUCAGCACAAACACUCGCAGCAAAAACCUCCGGAACGCCGCCGUCGCGCUCCUCGCCCCCCUGCCCUCCAUUCUCUUCUACCUUUACUUCCUCCGCCUCACCUCCGCCGCCGAUGCAGAUUCCCUCUCCCCUCUCUGGUCGUGGUGCCACCGCCACCCAUUUCUCCUGGCCAACGCCCUCUUCUUCCUCAACGUCAACUUCCUUUUCUGGGCCGUCGGCCAGCUCCAGUCCAGCCACUGGAUGAUAGAUCUGUAUUGGACGGUGAUACCGGUGCUGCUGGUGCAUUACUUCGCGUCCCAUCCGUUGGCGGAGUGCAAUCCAUGGAGAUCGGGGAUCGUGAUUCUAUUGACGUGGGUUUGGUCCGCGAGGCUCACCCACAGCUACUUCCGCCGGGAAAAAUGGCAGUGGGGCGCCCGAGAGGACUGGAGAUUCAGCGAUAUGCGGAGGCAGUACGGCGGAAACUGGUGGUGGGCCUCCUUCUUCGCCGUCUACCUCUCUCAACAGGUUUUCUUGAUGGGAAUAUGCUUGCCACUGUACGUAGUCCACUCGAAAGACGGGCGAAUGAAUAUAUGGGAUGUGAUUGCUGUACUAAUCUGCUUGACUGGUGUUACUAUAGCCUAUUUUGCCGACACACAGCUUCACGAAUUUGUCACGAAGAACGAAAAGCUUAAAAAGCUCAACAAGUCAUUGGUGCCGAAUCUUGACAGGGGCUUGUGGCGGUACUCACGGCAUCCAAACUAUUUUGGCGAGCAGUUAUGGUGGUGGGGCCUUGCAUUAUUCGCAUGGAAUUUGGAUCUCGGGUGGUGUUUUGUGGGCGCUUUAAUAAAUAGCUUGUGCUUGGCUUAUGUCACGAUUCUUGUGGAGGAUCGGAUGUUGAAGCAGGAGUACAGGGCCGAGGCGUAUAGGACUUAUCAGAAAACAACGUCCGUUUGGAUACCUUGGUUCAAAAAAUCAUUGCUCGAAAAAGAGAAGGAGAUGUGA
Messenger RNA from Striga hermonthica, 990 nucleotides. The record is from the annotation of a GenBank genome assembly. NCBI's taxonomy places the organism in Eukaryota, Viridiplantae, Streptophyta, Magnoliopsida, Lamiales, Orobanchaceae.